This is a messenger RNA of Pieris brassicae (large cabbage white), 1181 nucleotides long. RefSeq lists its product as uncharacterized. The record is from RefSeq and is a predicted model, not a curated record. The transcript has 6 exons. NCBI's taxonomy places the organism in Eukaryota, Metazoa, Arthropoda, Insecta, Lepidoptera, Pieridae. The coding region runs from base 199 to 957 and encodes 252 amino acids.
UUGGAUUUAUAAAAUAAAGGAAAAUUGUCUCUUUUUAAGUUAAAACUUCAUAACUAUAUUUUAAUUUGUAUUGCGUUUUACGCCAAUUAUUAAGCGUGCAUAAAUGCUACUAACUGACGUGUAUUAAAGUUGCCGACUGUUUUUGUGUCGCGUAAACAAGGGCGUUAACCGAGGUAUUUUGAAAGAAGUAUAAUAGCAAUGUACGGAAAAAAAGCUCCUUCGACUUAUAGAUCAACGCCUUCUGUAUACUCACAUUAUACAGGAAAGUCAUCUACAAAUCUUCGCUCAUCAAAAUCCGUUAAAUCUCUACGAGUACCAUGGUACCAGAAGCCAAUCCUUCAUGAUGCUUUUGUUUUGGACUUGCAAAGAGGUUCAUUACUAACAGGAUCUCUGGCUGUGUUUAUAGCUUUAUUUACAUUUGCCCAGAGUAUAUUUGACUUGUAUUGCCUUGGAAUGGCAACACCUGGUUCAGUGCAUUAUGGAUACUAUGUGAUGAGCUAUCAAUUUGUUUAUGUAGGUAGUGCACCUGUUCGCAAUGUUCUCAUUGUGUUUUCAUUAUUUUCCUGGAUUGGAUCUGUUGCAGUAUUAGUCACUAGUAUUAUGCUUAUAAGUGCUUUGCGAAAAGAACAUGAAAAGCGCAUCGUCCCUUGGUUGUAUGCUUUUGGAGUAUUUAUAUUAUUUCGUGCAGUUGCAUUUAUAUUUGCCUCCAUAGUAAAUGACAUGAUAUUUGCAUACAAUAUAUUAAUGUGCCUUUUUUGGAUUGUUUUUACUGUCAGUGGCAUCUAUGGAUGGUUACUAGUAUAUAGUUUAUAUUUGGAACUAGCUGACUUGACAAAGUUGGAAGAUUUGGCACAUUUACGAAUGGGUACCAUGGCAUCUCUUAAUGCGUCUUUAGCUGGUUCAAGACCCACAACUCCACACUCAACAGUAUCUACCAUGCCGGCUUCACAAAUUUGAUAUGAAAUAACGCCUACUCUUGAAAUGGAACCAAUGCUUAAUGAUGCAAAUGAGAGUAGUCUUGAAACUCCAGUCUGAAUGGACCUAAAUAAAGUGUAACAUGUUAUAAUUUACAAUGAUUAGGAUCUUAAGAGUUAAUAAUAUUAUCAAGUUAUAUUGAAAAUAUGUGCCUUAAUUAAUUGGGUCAAUAAAACAAAAUAAAAUAAAUAUCUUAAAUAAGAGUG